AGUCAUCCAAACAGCAACAGUGGUGGCAGUACAGAUAAACAGCUGAUAAGAUGUUCCCUUUCUUUGUGAUCAGCGUGGAUUUUCCACUGAAUUAAUUUCCUGUGUGGACUCAUUUCUGCUGCUACUUCUGAGCUAAAUAUAAGGUACACAUCAGCAGUGGUUGCUGGCAUAGGAUAUCAUGGCGAUGCGGGAGCUGGUGGAGGCGGAGUGUGGCAGCGCAAAUCCGCUGAUGAAGCUGACAUCCCACUUUACCCAGGACAAGGCACUGCUUCAAGAAGGCAUACGGCAACCACUUUGGCCCCCUGGUGCAGGUGGGGCAAGCAGUGUGGUUUCUCCUCCACUAGGAGUAGCUACAGAAGAAGAGCUAGUGGCAGAGUUUCUGCAGGACCAGAAUGCAUCACUCUUGUCACGUGCUCCCCACACUUUCAAGAUGGAUGACCUCCUGGCUGAAAUGCAAGAAAUUGAGCAAUCAAGCUUUCGCCAUGCACCUCAGAGAGCCCCAGGUGUGGCAGAUCUAGCACUUUCUGAGAACUGGGCUGAAGAAUUCUUGGCCACUGAACAGACAGUGGACACCGCUCAGGACUUCAACGAAUCGGACUGGUCUAAAGAAUUCAUUGCAGAAGUCACAGAUCCCUUAUCUGGGUCACCAGCGAAGUGGGCAGAACAAUACUUGGAGCAAUCAGAAGAGAAACUUUGGCUUGGAGAUUUUGAGAAGGAGAAGAAUGCUGAAGAAAAAUGGGUGGAGGAGUACCGGCCUGAGGAUGAGCUACGAAUGGCAGCGAAUGAGUUUCUUUCCAAGGUGGAUGACCCAAAAUUCUCAAACUCUGAGUUCAUGAAGUUCAUUAGGCAGAUUGGCCAGGGAGAACUGAGCAUACAGGAAAACAGUGUCCAGUUUCAGUCGAUUCCACGUGAUGAGGCAGAAAUUUGGGCAGAUGAGUUUGUGCAGGAGCAGCAGCAGCAAGAACAUCUACAGCAGGUAGGACACUUACAAUCUGAAAAAGAACCUUCUGCUGUAUCGGAUGUGUGGGUUGACGAGUUUGCCAAGAGGGGCAAUCUCAACAUGGACUUGGAGUACCAGAAGGCCAAGGCAGCCGUCGAGUCUGAUGUAGAUUUUUGGGACAAGCUGCAGGCUGAAUGGGAAGAAAUGGCAAAGCGAGAUGCAGAGGUACAUCCGUGGCUUACGGACUUUGAAGAGCUCUCUGCCUCAAGCUUUGACAAGGGUUAUACAUUUGAAGAAGAUAACCCUCUCAAAGACCACCCACAUGCAUUUGAGGAAGGACUGAAACGGCUUCAGGAGGGUGAUCUGCCCAAUGCAGUGUUGCUUUUUGAAGCAGCUGUACAACAGCAACCAGAGCACAUGGAGGCCUGGCAGUAUCUUGGUACGACUCAAGCAGAAAAUGAGCAGGAGCUGGCAGCCAUUAGUGCCCUGCGCAGAUGUCUGGAGUUAAAGCCUGACAACUUGACUGCAUUGAUGGCACUAGCUGUAAGCUUCACCAAUGAGGCACUUCAGAAACAAGCAUGUGAGACGCUUCGGGACUGGUUGCACUACAACCCAAAGUACAGUCACCUUGUGAAAGAAGAUACAGCUACUGGACCUCAGCGCCGAGCUUUUGGCUCCCUGCUGUCUGAUUCCCUUUUUGCAGAAGUGAAGGAGCUCUUCCUUGAAGCAGUACAAAGCAAUACGUCUGAGAUAGAUCCUGAUGUACAAUGUGGCCUUGGUGUACUCUUCAAUCUGAGUGCUGAAUUUGAUAAAGCAGUGGACUGUUUCAAUGCAGCACUCAGUGUUCGCCCCAAUGAUUACCUUUUAUGGAAUAAGCUGGGUGCUACACUAGCAAAUGGGAACCACAGUGAGGAGGCAGUUGAAGCGUAUCGGCAUGCAUUGGAGCUUCAGCCAGGCUAUAUCCGAUCUCGUUACAACCUGGGGAUCAGCUGCAUCAACUUAGGAGCACACAGGGAGGCAGUUGAACAUUUUCUAGAAGCACUGAACAUGCAGAGGAAGAGUCGUGGUCCACAAGGUGAGCGUGGUGCCAUGUCAGAUAACAUCUGGAGCACUCUGCGCAUGGCACUGUCCAUGCUAGGACAAAGCAGUCUGUACAGUGCAGCAGAUAAUCAUGACCUUGAUAUACUGAUGAAGGAGUUUGGAAUGACGCAGUGACAAGUGAUUGGGAUUCAGGACAAUGUGGCUUGUGAGUGCAUGACAAACAGCAAAGAAGGUGUCUGCUUUGGAUCCCUGGUUCCUUCUGCACAAAUGUAGAUUAACAUUGGGUGGUCUGAACUAAUGCAUUUUCAGUACAGAUACCAUUAUGACUUCAGUGCACUCUAAGCUCUUCCCAAUUGCAACCACUUCUUGGGCAAUAAUAUUUGCAGCACUCAUUUCAGUAUGCUAUUUUUGCUGAGAAUCACCAAUGUCUCUGAAGGAGCUGCCUAAUUUCUCUUCCUUUUUUUUUUCCAAGUGUGCAUUUUAGGUUGUGGCCCUGUCUAAAACAUAUGAUAUCUGUUUGUGAUCAUUGCAUCCAUUGCCCUGUUUAUCAGUCAGUAGUCCAUCUCCAUUUUACAUGUCAAGUGUGGAUUCCAUUGAUGUGUUUGAAAGAGUGAGGGAGAGAGGGAGACCUUCCAGAGCUUUCACACUCUUAAAUGAGUUGGAUGUUCUUUGUACCCAGGAUUUGCCUUUACUUUUUUUAUCGCAAAAAGAGGCAGCUGUUAAUAAGGCACUUGGCAGCUGCACAAAGUUUUGAGGACCUUGUGCUGUUUUUGUAAUCACAUGUCUUGUGGCAGACUGUAAACUUGUGAUAUGUUUUGUUGAGACCUUUGUUAAUUUCCCCUGUCAUUUUAACCAUCACUGCUAUUCAGGUUUGAGCAGCUUUACAGUAUUAGGAUGGGAUUCCCUUCUGUACUUCUUUUCCGUAGUAAAUUAUUUAUUAAUACUCUUGACUUUCUAUCUUUGCAUUGAGAAGCUGGUACUCCCUUCCACACAGUUGGUGUUUGCAAUUUGAUGCCACCAAUGUCUUUUUCUUAUAACUUAUCCUCCAGUUAUAGUGAACUUCUCAGGCAGCGUUCAUUGAUUUUGUGUGUACAGCUCCUACACUGCCUUUCCUAGGUGUUGAGAUAUUUAAACUUUGACAAUAACACUAAAGAUCUGAGUAAAAAUCAAGUUUGUUUAUUAAUAUCUGUAGCCUCAUUAGACAUGGUAACCUGUAUUACUAGAAAGUGUAACACUAUAGGUUGCACAGUAACAAAUGUCAUUUGCAUUUUUCAAACUUGUAGACCUGUGCAAAAUCUUUUUAUGUGAAGAGUUGAUUAAAAAAAAGUCCAUCUUUGUGCAGAUUCCCCCUUAUGAAACCCAUUUGUUUCCUGGGAUUAGAGCUUGAUGGUCCAUUUUUUCCCUAGUUAUGAGUUUAAUGAAGCAGUGCAGUGUCAUCAUCCAUAUGAUAGAGAUCGGAGUUUUUCUUUUUGGACGUAUAUUGCUUUAGCGUGCCUGUAAGUGUCCAUGGUCUGGAAUCCAGUGGGUCUCUGAGAAGUAUGUCCACACCUAGACAUGAGAUGUAUUGUGCUUCCGUUAUUACAAUUUCAGCAGAGGACUUUUUUUUUAAUUAUUAUUUUUAAAGUUGAGAAGGGUGCCAGAUGAAAGGAGUGCACCAGGCAACAGACUGGGUAGCUAAGACUCUAGCAAAGUUAGUGUCUUACUGAUACUGUUAGAGUUAUUAUUCCUUUUCUACUACUUCCACUUCUACAACACCUACUACUCUCACUACUACUACUACAUCUACUACUCCUACUACUCCCACUGCUACGACUACUACACCUACUACUCCCACUA
Molecule: messenger RNA, 3817 nt
Organism: Protopterus annectens (West African lungfish)
Lineage: Eukaryota; Metazoa; Chordata; Ceratodontiformes; Protopteridae
Gene: PEX5
Product: peroxisomal biogenesis factor 5
Exons: 17
Coding region: 179-2155 (658 amino acids)
Biological process (GO): protein import into peroxisome matrix, docking
Cellular component (GO): peroxisomal membrane; cytosol
Molecular function (GO): protein binding
Source: RefSeq, a predicted model, not a curated record